Messenger RNA from Saccoglossus kowalevskii, 1362 nucleotides. RefSeq lists its product as uncharacterized. The record is from RefSeq and is a predicted model, not a curated record. Gene Ontology annotation, molecular function: nucleic acid binding; zinc ion binding. Lineage: Eukaryota; Metazoa; Hemichordata; Enteropneusta; Harrimaniidae. Gene Ontology annotation, biological process: regulation of canonical NF-kappaB signal transduction. Gene Ontology annotation, cellular component: plasma membrane signaling receptor complex.
AUGGACUCCCCUGCACUGCUGUGUGUGGCUCUUGCCAAACUGAAAACUGUUACAACCCAAACAACACUCAAGACGUUGAUACUGGGGAAGAGGAUGAUACUCAAAACUGAAAACUCUGAAACUUAUUCCAUGGACAAAGGUAUUUGUGCAAUAGGUGAUAGUGGACAGCUGAAGGGUGUAAGAAGGCUAGUGGAACAGCAUGAGGCUGAUCCAACAGCAUUACAACUACAUUUAAUGAUGAUGAUGAAGAACCAAUCAUUGAAGGAUGAAGAAAGAGAUUUAAAGACAACCAUCCUAGAGAGAAAGAUAACUGAAUUAGAGAAUGAGAAAGCACUUCGAGAGGCUCAGUGUACUUUCAUGCGACAACAAGUGGACACCCAAAAUGAGCAAAUGAAUGCCUUGCAAACACUAAUAGUACAAUGUAAUAAGAAAAUGGAAGAGCUUAGUAAUGUUGUGAAGGUAAUGAGAAAAGAUCUGUACUUACUGGAAGAGCAAAAUCAGAAACUGGAAGAUGAAAUUCAGCAGGGUUUAUAUUCUUCAUCACGAAUGCAUAUGAUGAAAGAUGGAGCAGAUUACAUGGAUACAGUGAAGAAUGAAAUAAAAUUAACCAAUGGUGUCAAACACCACCAAGAACCAGUGGUAUUAAAAUCAAAUGCCCAAGAUGUGUUGGUAGGGAAAGAAAUUACAUCAGUUCUGUUAAAAAUGAAAGAGAAUGAUUAUGGGCAACUACCACCACAUUUGACACGGUUCACACAUAGUGAACCCUUGAAAGGUUUAAGUGAUGAUGAUUUGAAGGAAAGAAUCCAUACACUGACUGGACGUACUGUUGAAGAGCUGUUGGGAUUAAUCGAUAUAAAAGUCACCAGUGAUAAUUUGGUUUUAUUGUCGCAUUUACUGAUUGUAAAAGCCAAUCAAAUGACAGAGAAUGAUGUGAUGGAUGAAGAGAACAUUGGUGCAUGUGGUAGAAGUAGAGGUGAUGACAACAUGUGGAUGUCUCCAGAAGAUGAUAACGUGAUGCAACAAAUAAAUCAGUUGGAGAAGAGAGUGACUGAAGUUGAAAUGGAAAUGAUGGAAAAACGAAGCUUAGAAAGUAUGUCACUUGGUAACCAUUCCUCUCAUCUAGACGACCUAUUGACCAUUGGUAGUGAUGCACAGAUAAGUUACUCCAUGGCAGUCAGACAUAACCUUAGUUCACUGGGGAGUAAUGGUACCCACAUCAACGUCAGCAUUCCUACUCUGUCUGCAGUACCAAGGAAGAAUCAAAAGAAACAGAGCAAGCCUAAAACAUCACUUAAUAUAGUGUGCUACAACUGUCAAAAACCAGGGCAUAAAGCUAUAGAUUGUCGUUCAAGAAAAAGAUAA